GUGCAGCUUUGCAAGCGAAGCUCGUGCCAGUAGAGGAGAUGAUGGCUGCGAGAUUUCUUCCUUAUAUUUGCUUUAUUCUACUCAUCUUGCUUCUUUGCAUUGAAGCACAAGCUGGCCGUCUAGGCCCUACUCCUGAUGAUGAAGUGGAAGCCCUUCGUGAAAUAGCCAGACAACUGGGGAAGAAAGAUUGGGAUUUCAGCGUAGAUCCAUGCGAUGGCUGGAGCUCUGCAACACCACAAUCGGAUUUGAGGCCAUUGUACAACAAUUCUCUAGUCUGCAAUUGCUUCAACCCUGCUGGUGUUCGUGUAUGUCACGUGGUUCAACUAAUUCUUAAAGGGCAGGAUCUUGAUGGUGUGCUUCCACCUUCCCUUGUGAACCUACCCAACCUAAAGCUGAUUGACCUCAAUCGAAACUACCUCACUGGUACAAUACCACCCGAAUGGGCUUCUACAAAGUUGGAAAACCUGUCAAUUUCUGUAAACAAGUUAUCAGGACAAAUCCCAAGCUACCUGGGAAGCAUUACCACUCUUUUAUACAUGAGCUUAGAAACCAAUCUGUUUUCUGGAAUUGUUCCUCCUGAGCUUGGGAAUUUGGUUAACCUAGAGAAUCUUAUUCUUAGUGCUAACAAUCUCACUGGAGAGUUGCCAAUAGCUCUCACGAAUCUAUCCAAAUUAAAGGAACUUUUUGUUUCCAAUGUGGCUAUAUGCAGUAGGAUUAGCAGUAACAACUUCACUGGAAAAAUACCUGACUUUUUUCAAAGUUGGAAACAACUUCAGCAAUUAGAGAUUCAAGCUAGUGGUCUUGAGGGGCCCAUCCCCUCUAGCAUUUCGGUCUUGAGUAGUUUAACCGAGCUAAGGAUUAGUGACUUACUUGGUGAGGGUUCUAAAUUUCCAACCUUAAGCAGCAUGACAAGGAUGAAAAGAUUGAUGUUGAGGAGCUGCAAUCUCUACGGAACAAUCCCCGCAUCUAUAUCAAAAAUGACAGCACUACAAACUCUAGAUCUCAGCUUCAACAGAUUGGAAGGAAGUGUUUCAGAUUUUUCACAUCAAGAUCGUUUGGAAAUCAUGAUUCUUACAAGCAACUUGCUCAAUGGGACUAUUCCAGAUUGGAUCAAAAACCGAGAUACUUCCGACCAAAUGGAUCUUUCUUACAAUAACUUUUCAGAAAUCUCUGCGCCACCUAGUUGUCGAGAAACCCUGAAUUUGUUUCAGAGCUUCUCUGGACAAGACAAUUUGACACUUGGCGGCAAGUGCCUGCAGACCUAUCUAUGCUCAAAAGAUCGGUACUCAUUGCAUAUAAAUUGUGGUGGAAGUGCAACCACUAUUGGAAACAUAGAGUACGAAGAGGAUCAAAGCCAAGCAGGUCCAGCAAAAUUUGUUCCUAACAUCGCUAAUUGGGGAUUAAGUAGCAGCGGAAAUUUUUGGGAUGUCAACAGAUCCUCAGAUCAAUACAUAGCGAAUAAUGUGUCUAUACUAAGAAUGACUAACUCUGAAUUAUUCACGAGUGCACGGCUCUCUCCUCUUUCUCUGACAUAUUAUGCACGUUGCUUGGCAAAUGGAAAUUAUACCGUGAAACUAUACUUUGCAGAGAUAGUAUUAAGAGACAACAGAUCUUUUUAUAGUCUUGGAAGACGGAUAUUUGAUAUUUAUAUCCAGGAAAAAUUGGUGUGGAAGGAUUUUGAUAUUCGACAUGAAGCACAAGGUGUUGAUACAGCAGUUGUUAAGGAAUUUAAAGCAAUUGUGAGGAAUAAAGUCUUACAAAUCCGCUUUCAUUGGGCUGCAAAAGGGACAACAGCUGUGCCAAAGAGAGGAACUUAUGGUCCUCUCAUCUCAGCUAUCUCUGUUAAAUCUGAUUUCAGUCCCCCUGACUACAAGAAAUUCAUUGUUGCUGGAGCUGUAGUAUCAACGCUUUUGCUCAUUUUUAUGAUUUUAGGCAUUCGAAUGUGGAUCAAAAAACGAGGCAGGAUAUCAAGGGAAAAAGAACUGAGAGGAUUAGAUCUGCAAACUGGUUUUUUCACCUAUAGGCAAAUCAAAGCAGCCACUAACAACUUCGAUGCUGCAAAUAAGAUUGGAGAAGGUGGUUUUGGAUCUGUAUACAAGGGUGUACUGUUAGAUGAUACUAUAAUUGCAGUUAAGAAACUUUCUUCAAAAUCAAAACAAGGAAAUCGUGAAUUUGUGAAUGAAAUAGGAAUGAUAUCUGCUUUACAACACCCAAAUGUUGUUAGAUUGUAUGGAUGUUGUGUUGAAGGAAAUCAACUAUUCUUGGUUUAUGAAUACAUGGAAAACAAUAGCUUGGCACGUGCUUUGUUUGGUCUAGAGGAAUACCACUUAAACUUGGAUUGGCCUUCAAGGCAUAAAAUAUGUGUUGGCAUAGCAAGAGGUUUGGCUUUCUUGCAUGAGGAAUCAGCACUAAGAAUUGUUCAUAGAGACAUCAAAACUACGAAUGUGCUAUUGGAUAGGGACCUUAACCCAAAGAUUUCUGACUUUGGUUUGGCCAAGCUUGAUGAAGAGGAAAACACCCACAUCAGCACACGAGUCGCUGGAACAAUAGGAUAUAUGGCACCAGAAUAUGCAUUAUGGGGUUACUUAACCUAUAAAGUUGAUGUCUAUGGUUUUGGGAUUGUUGCACUGGAAAUUGUUACUGGGAAAAGCAUCAUGAAAUAUCGACCAAAAGAGAAUUGUGUAUGCCUUGUUGAUUGGGCACUUGUUCUACAAAGAAAGGGUAAUCUAAUGGAGCUAGUGGAUCCAAAGUUGGGUUCUGGGUUAAAAAAGGAGGAAGCUAUUAGAAUGAUCAAAGUAGCUCUCUUAUGCACUAAUGCAUCGCCAGCAUUUAGACCUACAAUGUCGGCAGUAGUAAGCAUGCUCGAAGGCCAAACCAUUGUUGAUGAAGUCACCAUGGAUCCGAAUAUAUAUGGCGAUGAAUUGGGGUUUAGUGCCUUAAAAGACCGGUUUGAACUCCAACCAGCACCAUUGAGCACAAGUGGAUCAGAGAGCCUCAUGCAUUCAUCAGAUAUGACUUGGGCUGGAUCUUCUUCUACAUCUGUCCAGGAUCUCUAUCGAGUUAAUCUUGAUUCUCAAUAAUUUCAGCAUACUAUUGCUCCCAGCCAUGUUAAAUGCUUUUUUUUUCCUUCUAAUUAAUAAAGCAAGAUUUGCUAUAAACUGAUGAAAAAAGUAGUUGUACAGUCUCUCUUUCCCAUGCUAGGAAAGAGUACGUACCUUUGUUGUUGUUUUUUUUCCAUUGUUGAAUUAUGAAUAAAAUAAUAUGUAGUAACAUGACGGGAUAUAAAUUCACCUUU
Messenger RNA from Corylus avellana, 3295 nucleotides. The record is from RefSeq and is a predicted model, not a curated record. NCBI's taxonomy places the organism in Eukaryota, Viridiplantae, Streptophyta, Magnoliopsida, Fagales, Betulaceae.